This is a messenger RNA of Thlaspi arvense, 1427 nucleotides long. NCBI's taxonomy places the organism in Eukaryota, Viridiplantae, Streptophyta, Magnoliopsida, Brassicales, Brassicaceae. The record is from the annotation of a GenBank genome assembly.
GCUUUUUGGGUGCUCUGUAGAGUGCUUUAAAAGGAAAUCAAGGUGUUGGAACCACAAAGGUAAUAAUUAAUCUAGGACCCAUCUAAUUGAAUGACAAUCCAUGUCAAAGACCGGGAAAAUGGGCGCUUACAGAAACUAAACAGAGACAUCUUCUUCUGUUGUGCCUCUCCCUCUAUAAAUCAGGACUCAGGCCAAGAGACCAGCUUCUGUAGUUAUCAUGAUUACAUUACACCGUGGAUCAGAUUGAAGAUAGCUUAUCCUAAUUCUUCUGUGGCAGAUAAAUGGGAAGAUCACCGUGCUGUGAUAAGGCUGGGUUAAAGAAAGGGCCUUGGACACCUGAAGAGGAUCAGAAACUUUUGGCUUACAUUGAAGAACAUGGCCAUGGAAGCUGGCGCUCUUUGCCUGAGAAAGCAGGCCUCCAAAGGUGUGGAAAGAGUUGCAGACUCAGAUGGACUAAUUACCUAAGACCUGACAUCAAAAGAGGCAAAUUCACUGUACAAGAAGAACAAACCAUCAUUCAACUCCACGCUCUCCUCGGAAACAGGUGGUCGGCGAUUGCAACUCACUUGCCGAAAAGGACAGACAACGAGAUCAAGAACUACUGGAACACACACUUGAAGAAACGUCUGGUUAAAAUGGGGAUAGAUCCGGUGACUCACAAGCACAAAAACGAGACUCUCUUGUCUUCCACAGGCCAAUCCAAGAAUGCAGCCACGCUUAGCCACAUGGCUCAGUGGGAGAGUGCUCGGCUCGAAGCUGAAGCAAGGCUAGCUAGAGAAUCAAAGCUUCUCCAUUUACAGCAUUGCCAAAACAAAACAUCAACACACUGGACAAAACCAAACGAAGGGAACGGAGAUCAACAGCUUGAAUCCCCGACGUCGACGGUGACAUUCUCCGAGAAUCUCCCUCUCGUGAUCAGGCCUUUAGAAAAUCCAACGGAAAACAAUAACGAGUCCUCAGGAAUUCCGAAUAUGGCUGAAUUCGCCGUCUCUUCUUCCACCUCCUCCGAAGAUGCGACUUUGGUCAAAGAUUCCGAACACGACUGGUUGAGGCAAAUCAACUGUCCGACAGAAGGAGUCGAAGAAGGAUUCACGAGCCUCCUGCUAGGCGAUUCAAUCGGCCGGAGUUUCUCCACCGGGAAAAACGACGAGGCUACCGUCGCGGUCAACGAAGGUGACUAUAGCUACUACGAGGACAACAAGAACUACUGGAAUAGCAUCCUCAACUUGGUGGAUUCCUCGCCGUCCGAUUCUCCAACGAUGUUCUGAUCUAAGGGUCCACAAUGAUUUUAAAAUUCUCUGAUUGUAUUAUGUCGAUAGCUUUCUUUAUCUUUUAUAUAAUUCCCAUAUAUAAUACUUGGUAUUGGGAUGUAAUUUCAUCAAAGUUGUUGUUUAGCAACGAAAUAGUUGGAGGUUAAAUGCCGGUCA